Pocillopora meandrina is the source of this 8126-nucleotide messenger RNA. The record is from the annotation of a GenBank genome assembly. Lineage: Eukaryota; Metazoa; Cnidaria; Anthozoa; Scleractinia; Pocilloporidae.
AUGAAAUAUAUUUUUUCACCACAGGAAGAAUUCGAUCAAUUCCUCAAAGAUGCUGGUUCAAAACUGGUUGUCAUAGACUUCUUUGCAGAUUGGUGUGGACCAUGCAAGAUGAUCGCCCCAAAAUUUUUGGUAACAUGGAUAAUUUUUUUCAACAGGACCAGUUAACUCUAAGAUCUGAUUGACAAUUCUUCCUUCAAGCUGCUACACAUUUCCUUUUAAACUAGUUACGAGUAUUUGAUGUCAGAUCAAGAUAACAAAUUCUACCUGACAAGUUUGAUUAUUCUUGUUACUUUUUGCUGGAUAAUGUAUGAAUAUAAAAGGGAGAGGUUACAUGCUAAUCACUUCUGCGAGUUAAAGGGUUAAAUAUAUAAAUGUUAAGUUAAAUUCAACUUUCUAGGUUUAGUAACAACCUACUACAAUUAUCUGUCUCUUUUGUGAUGGAAGUAACCCAAAAGGUUUCAAAUGCAUACCUCUAAUGGAGCUCUUGGGUGACUACAAUUUUUACCCCAUGGAACAAACACUGUGAUUGUUGUGGAUCCUUGUCUGGUUUUUCAGACGAUUCAGAGAACACUUUCAUGAUGUGGAAUGAAAUGACAAGAAUGCAUCCAAACCAGUUGCUAGACACUUUCAUCUCCUUAAUCAUUCUAAACAACAUAUGGCAGUUUGCAGCCUCUCCUUACAUCUAGGCAGUUCAGAAAGUCGCAAAACACUAGAACAAAAAUUUAUCUUCCAAAUUGGCACUCUUAAUCCCCAUGGUAUCAACAAGCGCUUUUCAUUCAACUAAUUUAUUCUUGUUUUCUCAUACUCCCACUGAUAGUGUAGCUCCACUUGCUGCAUAUAAACCCACACACAACUCACAAUUCCUCCAAUCGCUCUGACGAAGGGCUAAUGCCCGAAAAGUCAGCUUUUUUACUCUUUACGAUGGCCAAUUUAUGUUUUCAACUCAGUUGUUAACACUAAAUUACCUGGUUUUUCAAAGGAUUCCUUUGUUGCUGAAUACACAAAGUGUAUUUGAAAGAAAAUUUUAGCAGCUGGAGUUUUGAUGGAGAUGUUUGAAUUAUGCUUAAUAGGUACAAUAUUUUUUUCAACUAAAUGCCACCCUUAGUUAAUUGUCACAGAUGGAAGCAAAGGUACCAAAUUGAAUGAUGAAUGCCAUCCUUGGAGAAACACAGCACCUGAUCAGAAGAAUGCAGCAUUUAAUAUGUAACACUUCUACUUCCAAUUGUGACCUGGACAUGGUUUCUGUUUCAAUUAUCAAUAUGAUAUCAAGCAGAAAAGUGAUGAGAAUGAUGAAAAACCUCAAAUAAGGGGAUUAUCAUCUGAUCAAGUACUAAAUUCUCAGAACUAAAAUUAAAGUCAAUGUAUUGCUGGCAGUAAAAAGAGUCACUAAAAAGAUCUUGGAAGUGAAAGGGUUAAUGUUUAUCAGAUACUGUAAUAAACUAAUGAAAACAGCAAUGUAUAGUAUCUAGAGGAGAGAAUUAACAAUCAUAUCUUGGGAGUUAAAUGGUCAUCUUGGAAACUGGGUUAAAAUUAUUUCAAUGAUUAAAGGUUGAUUUUCUUGUUAAACUCCAUUAAUUAUAUCAAUAGAUAUAAUUCUUUUUUAGAAAAUGGCUGAUGAUUUCAAGGGGGAAGUGGAGUUUGCAAAGGUGAAUGUGGAUGAAAAUUUGGUAAGUUGGCUUUGCUUGAGCAUUGAUUCAGCUCUGAAAGUUUACCUAUAAAAUGUUAUGAUCAUAAUUUAUAGAUGUCCCGUAGUUGAAGCAUCUGACUGCAAAAUGAACUGCAGUAGUGCUGCAAGUGAAUUGACUAAAAGAGGAAUACAGUAGUGUAAACUGCUGCUUAUAACUCCAGGGCUUAUACAACUGCGUAAGGGGUUUAGAAGGGCUUUUUUAUGAUCCUUUGUCCCCUAUGAAUGACCAGCAUUUAUCUUCUCCUUACAGUAUCACCCCUGAAUCAUAUGUUAAGGUCAUAAAAAUAAAGGAAAUGGUCCCCAACUAAAGAAGCUCUUGAUUGUUAGAAAAAUUCUCCUAGUCAGCUCUCAAGGAAAUGUAUAGAGAACAGUACUGACAAAAUACAUGCUAAUGUGAGGGUGUAAAGGGUUUGACAGAGGGGCUUAUAUCUAGAACAGAAAAAGCGCUCAAAACAAGUUAUAGCAGAGCUGAUCAAGAUAUGUUAUGCUUUCAGAUGUCACAAAAAUUUAAUUUGUUUCAAUAAAUUUGCAACAGAAUUAAACCUGGCAACACUAAUAAAACUGGCAUGUAGCAAAACAGAAGUUCAGUCUUUUUCCUUAAAGUUCAUGUUUGCUCAGAUUCAACUGAUUCAGCAAGGGGUUCUUAUCUCUUAAAACAAGAAGAGGUGGACAGGGGCUCAUAUCUGGGGGGGGGCAAUCAAAAGUAUUUUCUUUUGUUUUACAGGUAGAUGGGCUUACAUGUAUAACUAGUAUGGCUUAGUGAUAGGGGUGUUUAUAGCUGAUGUUGACAACAUGCACAUGGAGCAAUUUUCUGAGUUUGACAAUUAUACAUUUGUGUUGUAUAUCUGAAUACAGGACACUGCUGAAAAAGAGGAGAUUUCAGCUAUGCCAACUUUUAAGUUUUACAAAAAUGGUGCUAAGGUGAGUCACUUUCCAUAUUGCAAGUAUUAUUGCUCAGAAAUGAUCAUUAUUAGUAUUUGUAAGUGUUAACUUUCUUAAUUUUCUGCUUGAGCAUGGAAUGUUCACAGAAGGAUUUCAACCUCAGACUUUCUGUGCCAAUUAAAUAGCUACCGCAGUUUCUGUGAUGUAAAUAUUGACAUCCAAGCUCUGUUGACUUGUUCUUUUUUUUCCUUUUUUUUUAUUUCUUUUUGUAGAUAGAUGAAGUCACUGGAGCAAGAGAGGAUCAAAUUCUUGAAAAAAUCAAGAUGUAUAAAUGAUGACUUUGGAUUUCAAAGGGGAACAAGUUCUUCACACUGUUGAUUUUUUCUUUCAAGAUUAUUGAUUGUAACAAACAUGCAUUAGAAAUACUGUACUUCAAUAAAAGUGAUAGACAUGUAUGAAUAUUGUGUGAUCUGCAAUUAUUAUAUACUCUGAGGUCUGAGAGAAUUGUUUUGUACUUAUCAGUUGGGAAAUGUUAAUGUUGUUUAUUCCUAUUUACACCUGUCACUUGCACAAUGUUUGGCGAUUACAUUUUAGGUAAUUUUUUUUUAUUGUGAGUUUACAUAAUUUAAGGCUCUUUGAAAAGUAUUUGCCAACGUUUUUUCUGCAUUUCAAUUAGUUGUCUGUUUACUUGAUGGUUUGUUUGAUGUCUUUUUUUCAGAGAUUUUCAUCAUCUACCAUUCCAAGGUUUUCCUUGGAAUUACAGACUUGUCCUCAGUAACAAUUGACAGGUGUUGGGUAGGGUGGGGGGGGGGAGCUGAAGUGAGAAAGGGGCAGCAGCUUGGCUAGAGGUAGAGCUCUGCCAGCAUCGGAGCUCUCUUAUUGUUUAGGACAAUGCGUGAUGGGUUUGAAGCAUGGAAAUUAGUGAUACCCCCUAGAUACUUCUGGGUUCAACUGGAAGCAACAUGUCUACACUGUAGGGCAAAAUGACCACUUCUUGAGGCAAGGUCACUCAGCUAGGGGGAGGGGUGGGAGUAAGUUGGGGAGUUUGGCUAAUGAGGUCAUGUGACCGGCUUUCAUCGACAUCCUCAUUUUCCUAAUCUGCUUUGCAUGGGUCCCUUCUUUUCUACAACUAUCCAUAUCCCCUUUGAACAAAUCCAGAUUCAUUGAUCCUUGCAUCACCAGUUCCCGUCUUGAAAGGCCAGCCAUUUCAGUAUUCAUUGCUUAGUGAGCCGGUAAGCAGGAAUUGAUAGUUUUUCUUUAUUACACACAGUAUUAAUAUGAAAUAAUGAUCAUUAGUUUAAACUGUACAUGUGCUGCUGUCGGUAGUUUCAAGUUAGAAAUAAUCAUGUCAGCAGACUCUAUCUUUUAAGCUUCAACUCAUUAAAACUGAUUUUCUUUCACACUUUUUCGGUUCAAAAAGAAAGAAGAAAAAAUUCUAUCUUUGAUCUACAUUAGCAAGAUCUGAGCUCAGUUGAGUGUAGCAGUAUAUGUGUACAUUAUGAAGGGAUAGCUGCUGCAAUUGAGAGGCUGGUACCCAGUGAAGCGUUGAACAAUCAGAACAGGCUUUCUGUGCCGGAGGCUGGAAAUGCUCGGACGUGCAAAAUUCGUUUGUCGCCUCUGUGUUAUUCUCCUUCCCUGAAUCCUCACUUCUGAGAGAUGGAAAGGAGCAGCUCUGGGUGCGAGAACUCCUCUCUUUAUACCACUUGAGUAAAAGAAACAAGGUUUCGAGAAACAUGAAUGCGCUUACUUAACAUAAUAGACAGAGAGAAAGGUGACAACAAGAAACGCGUCUGCAACAGGAAACGCGUUUGCGAUCAGAAGCUGCUUUUUCUUUUAAAAGAGAUACGUAAUUUACUUAUCUGCCGCGCUCUAAAAUUAAAGGAUGUUUGGCCGAUCUUGAUAUUGCCAUGGUAAAACUAUUGAAAUUUUGACUGAAUUGUAUAUCCAUUUUCUUGAUUGUGCACAGUUUAUCUUUUAAUGUAAUACUUAUGACCAUCACUGUUUUACUCAAACGCCGAAACAAAUGAAAAUCAAGGUCAAAAUGAGAUUAAUAAAAAUUCUAGUCUUUUUGUGUUUUUGUUUUUUUUCUUCGAUGUAAUGUUACUAAUGGAGGCCAAGCGGAACUAGGAAAAUGAAAAGAAACGUCACAAUUAAUAGAAUUAUUAGGGUUCUUCCAAGCGUGAGAUCACGUUCCGAAUAUAUUAGUUUGAAAAUUUCCUGUUUGGAGUUAUCAGUCGACCCAUAACCUCCAGUCGAAAUUCGACACUCCCGUUAAACUGAUUUCCAGCGUGGAAGGGAAAAUGAAAGAGUUAACGACUUUGGUAGGUAUUAUGAUAAAUUAAUUGAAAAGUCGUCAGUUUAGCCUACGGUUGAAGGUGCAGUACAUUUAUUUUUAGAAAAGCUCUCUCAUUUCGUUUCAACAUACGUUGAUUUGGUCAUAUUUUGAGGAGACCUGCAGCUCCAUUUUAAUGUUCAAUAGAUUUUAUUUUGCUAACCAUGGGAGGAGAAUGUCUAAUCUAUGAUAGAAAGCUUACAAUAUGCAGCUAAGAUGUUGCGAUCUUCAUGACGGGUACUGUUUACAUCAUGAGAAGAGCGAUGAAUCGUCGUCAUAUCUGUACUUCAUCCCAAGAACUACAACUCUGGGAAAUAAUUAUAGUUCUGGAUUUGCGUAGAGAGUGCAAAACAAAAUGACUACCGAAUUUUGAAACGAUUCGAAACAGUGUUUGAAAAAAAAUCUCUCGGUUAUAAUUUCGUUAUUUACUCCUGUUUUGGAUAAAAAGCUUUUAGUAAUAUGCUAGUUUUUUAAUUGCGUCUGUUUAUCUACCUACGUAGGCUGAUUAUUCAGCAAAAAAAAAAAAAUCAUUUCUAAAGAUGUGCUGUAAUUUCAAUGAGGGAAAAUUCGCUUUUAACCAAUAUAAUCUGUUGUAAUGACAGCCCGUGAGGCAACUUAACAGCUGUCAAAGUAAUAUGAGAGCCAUCAUUAACAAUUUCUUAGUAUUACCCAACAGGUGCAAUAUUGUUAACUAGAAAAUUAUUGAUAGCCGACAACAAAAUGGAACUCAACCAGUUGGGCAUAAGAUAAAAUAUGGGCUGGAUCACUAGAUCCUUGGACUUUUGGACUAUUUUUUGGACCAAUUUUUGGACCAUUUAUUGGGAGGAGGUAGACCAUUAGUACUAAGGGAGGGGCGCGAUGCGGUCUAUCAGUGCUCAGAGAGGGGUGCAUGGGAGGCAAACUGUCGUUACUGAGGGAGGGGUGGAAGACGAACUAUUAGUACGCAGGGAGGGGUGGGAGGUUGUUUUUUUUUGUCACGCGAGUGCGAAACUCGCACCCAAACACUGGACUAUAAUUGUUAUUGAAAAUAUCGCUAAUGUCAGUUUUCGAUCCUCCACUGUUGGGUCACGCGUGUACCUUUUAAGUCGACUUGUGCCAGUGCUUAAUGGUACACGCUAGUUAACAUGAAUCAUCCACUAGUUGCUUCACGUUUUCCUUGGUGAAUACAAUAUAUCAUGACCAAAAAUAAAGAAACGCUACGAGUCAGCGCAAAAGUUUUGACAUAAAAAUAGUCAGUCGAAAAACCGCUCAAAAUAAUUUGAAUGAUCCAUUAAAAACUCUAUUGAUCAGUAUCAUAUAAACACUUUUAAAGAAAAACUACGUCAUUUCAGAUGAGUCAGUCAUGUAUUUACCCCCUUUUUUUCUAAUCAAGGUUUUAUCUCUCUUGCUUAGCACAGCAUAUAAAAUGUUUUGACUCCCUGCCUCAGCCGUAAGCGGAAGACGCCUUGUGUUUCAGUUGCAAAAUCUUAUUGCCUUUAGUAUCACAUAUUCCAGAAGUAAAGAGUAUCUCAGGGUUUAAAGACUGGCAUUUUUCUCUUGAUCAUUUCCAUUAGAACAUGAAGUUUUAAUUUAGCUACAAAAUUGUCUGGCUUGUGCGAUGAGUUUACUUUUGAGAUCUCAAAACUUGCAUUAACCCUUAACACCCUAACAUCAGAAUCUAUAUUCUCCGUACUAUUCACCAUACAUUUCCCAAGGUGCUGACAAGGAGAAGUUGUUUGAUAAUCAAGAGCUACUUUAGUUGGUGAUCAUUUCUUCCAUUCUCAUUACCUUGAUGUUUGGUUCAAGGGUGGACACUCUUAGGGGUUAAAGGCUUAAAAGCUUCAUUUUGUUUUUGUUUCACACAGAAAGAACUGAAUGAGCUUCUUGAAAGUAGCGGAGUCAAGUUGGUCGUAAUCGACUUUUUUGCCGAUUGGUGUGGUCCUUGCAAGAUAAUGGGACCUAAGUUUGAGGUAUUCGAAUAUCGAACAAAUUUCUUUCAUAAAAACUUAAAGGGAUUAGCGUAGUGUAUCUAAUGCAAGUAAGCAAACCUCAGUGAUACAGUCAUAAAGGGUCUGAAAAUUUGUGCCAAAGGCUUCUAACAGAUUAAGGCUUUUUCCUUAUCUUCUAUAAUUCAGUCACGCACACCGUCCUUUCCGGGACAAGGGUAACUGGGUUACAGAGUUCAUGGGGUGCCUGUGACUCCGUACACGUCUUAAAAUAAAAUAUCUCUUGUUAAUGACCUGUUAUGCUCCCAAUCUUCAGUGAGAGCCUGGUAAAGGGUCCUUCCGCCCCCACCCUACCCCCAAACUAUUUUUUUUAUCUAUUGUGCUGUUGAUUAUCAUUUUUUCAUAGGAAUUGGCCAUGGAGUUCCCUGGUGUUGUAUUCGCCAAAGUAAACAUUGAGAGGGGAAAGGUAUGCAUGAGAGGAGAGUUGACAGCCAAUGAGGUGCACUGUCACUCGCGAACAUAUGAUUUUCCGAAUGAAGUAAUCCUUAUUUUUCAGAUUUUUGGUCUAUAUUUUGAUAUGUCAUGAGAGGAUUCAUUUGCUCGCAGCCAUAGCAUAUUGCAUGAGCCUCUUUCUCACUGAUUGACAUAUCAAUUUUUCCCCCUUUUAUCGUCCGGUGGAAAUGUUUCCUUUCCCUUUUUCUGCACAGUUUUUGCGUUCACUGGAGAGGUCAGUUAAGCAUUUAUCGGGAUUACGAAUGAAUGCACAGGAAAUGAAGAUUCGUAAGAAUCCCGUGAUCGCUAAGGGAAAAGGUGCAAUCGUAUGCAGUUUAGUAAGAAAUGAAUGGAAAUAGGUAUUCCAAUUGGGAAACUGAAACGCUUUGCUGAAAAUAGCCUGACCUUCACCAAUAAAUAAAAACCAACUGCAAGCAAACCAGAACAAGUAUGACCGGAAAUAAAUUUGAGGAGUUGGUUCCAGUCUUUCAGCUCCGGUCAUAAGUGCUGAUAAGUUAGCAGGAGGCCAAAAUGCCAUUAACUUGACAACUUGAAUUUGAAAUCAAUUAUAUAUUUUUCAGGAGCCAACCAAACAUUAUAGUAUUACCUCUAUUCCACAUUUCAAGUUUUUCAAGGAAAAAAAGGUAAUCAACACAAAAUUAUUUUAUACAAACUUGCCUUCUUGAAUAUCAUUUGCUAUACUGAGUUAUCCUCACUGAUUUCCUUUUUUUACUAAUUUUAGGAAGUGGAUAACCUCAGAGGCGCUGAUGAAACAAUUCUUACACAAAAAAUUGAAAAAUGGCAGUAA